AUGGCACCUGAAAGUCCAGCUAUUUGCAAAUGUUACUCUGUUUUGUUUUGUUAUCCUAUUCAUCUCACUGGAAAAGCAGUGAAGAACCUGUGCCAGUUCUGUGACCCUGCAGGACUGCAGCCAGCAGUGUUUCGAGAUAAUAAUGCUAGAGUUGUGGGGCUCAGAGCAGCCCAGAGUAGGGAAACCAGCUCUGCAGUUGCAUGGAGCAACAGUAGCUCCAUCCAGAUCCACCUCCUCCAAGGUCACCUCGACCACAGAGCUUCUUGCAGGCCCGUCUCUGAUGACGGCAAACGCGGCAGCACGUUUUUUGCUGCUCCCCGCCCAUAUUUCCCAGCGGAGCUCCCCGGGGCGGAGGGACCCCGGACCACGGCUCCGCUCGGGGUGGGCGCUGCCGAAGGGCGCGGGGAUGCGGCGAAAGGCGGCCCCGGCACUGUGCUCUCCGCCCCGCGGGGAUGCGCGCAGCGGCGCGGGGGAGGGAUCGCGCCUUGCUCCCCCCAGAGCUGCGGCCCCGGCCCGGCCCCGCCGCCCGCCUCCCUCCCUGCCCCGCUGUCAGAGCCGGCCGCCCGCGGGGCAGCGGGGCACGGCGGGUGUGCGGCGUCUCCCUGCGGUGGCUGCUUUGGUACCGAGGGCGGCGGCUGCGCCCCAUGCGGGGUCCGUCCGUCUGUCCAUCCAUCCAUCCAUCCAUCCGUCCAUCCCUGCGUGGGCGGCGGCUCGUGUGUGUGUGUGACUGACAGUGCGGCGCGCACAGCGCGGGGCAGCCGCCCCUCGCAGCCUGCCGGGGCCACGGCGGCGCGCCGCGGCUGCGGCAGCCCCUUCUCCGUCCCCCGGAGCCCUCCCCAGUGGGGGCGACCUCAGCGGCCUCGCUGCUCGUCCUCCUCCUCCCUCCUGGCGGGGCAAGUUUUUCAGAUUCAGGAGAGAAUACUUUGUCACGUGUUUGUAAAGCAGCCAGGUCUCUACAGUCUCUGGGCAGAUUCUGGCACUGUAGUCAUAAGGAGCACUCACGGUGACAGAGAACACAGCACAUUGUAACUACAGGACUUUCACUCGACUGUGAAAGAUCUCUAUCAAGCCUCACAGAGAAUUUGAGGCAGCUGGCAGUUAUCAGCUGAAGCAGGUAGUCAGUAGAAGUGUAGAAGAUAAAUAGAUAAUUGAAAGCCAAUCUGGAAACCUGGGAGAGAUAAUAAGCCUCUCUUCUAGAAGGGAGCCAACAACUCAUAAAAUAUUUUCCUCCCGAAGUUCCUCACUUCAAAUGGAUGCAUUUUAGAGCUUCUCUUAUCUGAUGUCAUGAUCUUUUUCUACUGAAAUGGGAUUGCUCCAUCUCUACAACAUAACAAUGGCCAUGAACAAAGACUGGUUCAUAGGUGUUCUUUUCUGCUUCCAAGGAAAAAGAUGGGCAAAGGAGGAGCAUAAUUUGCAUUGCCUCUCUUCAGAAGGGAGUUUACAGCUCUAGUCUUGAGUUAAACAGCCAUUUAUGCUGAAGAACAUGUAGCCCAGAGCUCUGCCUGUCAUCUUUGUGUAUGUGUGUAUCUGUGUAUGUGUGUAUGCCUGUGUGCCUGUGCGUGCCAAAAGAAUAGUGCCUGCUUUGAAAACCUUUGCUUCUGUCACAUAUUUCCUAAAUUGGACACACAGGUAGUCUCAAUAAAAAAUAACAGCUGUCUUAGAAAUAUUCAGUUGCCUAGAUUUUGAUAAAGUACAAUAUCAAUUCAAGAAUUUUUCUUCUGUUCUUCUGAAAAACUAUUAUUAACAAAAUUGAAAGUGAAAAAUGAGUCUGUGAGGUCAGACUUGCUCCUAAAUACAAUUUGCUCUUACCAUUCGGGUAUUACUGUUAUGGCUAUUAUGACAUUUCUAUGAAUAAAAAAUUUAUAUUAUAAGAAGA
Pseudopipra pipra is the source of this 1876-nucleotide messenger RNA. RefSeq lists its product as uncharacterized. The transcript is spliced from 6 exons. Lineage: Eukaryota; Metazoa; Chordata; Aves; Passeriformes; Pipridae. Bases 1 to 1029 code for a protein of 342 amino acids. The record is from RefSeq and is a predicted model, not a curated record.